Molecule: messenger RNA, 2742 nt
Organism: Paralichthys olivaceus (Japanese flounder)
Lineage: Eukaryota; Metazoa; Chordata; Actinopteri; Pleuronectiformes; Paralichthyidae
Gene: spint1a
Product: serine peptidase inhibitor, Kunitz type 1 a
Biological process (GO): extracellular matrix organization; epithelium development; epidermis development
Cellular component (GO): plasma membrane
Molecular function (GO): protein binding; serine-type endopeptidase inhibitor activity
Source: RefSeq, a predicted model, not a curated record
UGUAAUAAGGGAGUGGCAUGUCAGGAGUGGAAUUUCACUUCCUGUAUCUCUCAGGUGAGUCACCUGGGCUGAUGUCGUCGGUGGUUUAGGUUUUUGUCGACAUUAAACCAGAGGAUCGUCCUGGGACAGUUUCAGGGGCUGUUGAGUGUCAGCUCGGUUUGGAGGGACUUAACCGAUCACUGCUCAGGAAGUCUGGAGACGCUUUCACGUCUUCUUUACUUGAAGGUUGUUGGUCGAGAGGAGAAGUGUUGUUUUUCCGUCUGCGGCCUAAACACUCCACGGAGAAGUCGACUUGUUAGAAGUUAUAUUAAUACUAGUUCCAGGUGAUCCUUGCGAUUGGAAAACACAGACAGGACUAUUUACACAAUGGUUCGGGUGCACACAGGACACCUGGGAGCGUGUGCGCUCCUGCUCUCCGCGCUGCUGCUGCGCUGCGCCGGAGCGCAGGAGUCCGGAGAUGAGUGUUUCCCCAGAUUCAAGGCCGGCAAAGAGGAUUUCGUCCUCGACACAGACGAGUCCGUGAAAGACGGAGCCACGUUCCUUUUGUCGCCGAAGCUGGACCGAUACAGGGACUGUGUGGCCGCCUGCUGCAAAGAGCCGAGGUGCAAUGUCGCCUUCAUGCAGAGAGGAGACGAGGAAGGUUUAGUGAACUCCUGCUUUCUGUUUGACUGCCUCUACAAGAAGAAAUACGCUUGUCGCUUCGUCAGAAAGAAGGGAUACACCAACUACAUCCUGGACUCGGUGUAUGAGAGCUAUCUGGAAAUGGAUACUCCUCCAAAUGAAUCAGACCGUCCACCAGUGGCCAACGGAGGCCUGGACCUUGUGGUGCAACCUCAGGACAGUGUGACACUGAACGGCAUAGAGAGCAAAGAUGACAAGGGGAUUGUGUCCUACCAGUGGCUACUGCUGACUGGGUAUCCUCACGCGGUCUUUCAGAAAACCGACUUUGAUGACCAGAUCAUCGUGUCCAAUCUGACAUCUGGAGUUUACAAGUUCCAGCUGACCGUCACGGACACUAUCGGCCAAUCUGACUCAACCAAGGUCACUGUUCUGGUCCUUACUCCUGAGCAGUCUGAUCUGCAAUGCAUGGCCCCAAAGAAGAUAGGACCAUGCCGCGGUUCUUUCCCCCGAUGGCAUUACAACGCCGCCUCAGAGAAGUGUGAGGGCUUCGUCUUCGGAGGCUGCAGGGAGAAUCUCAACAACUAUUUGUCCGAGGAUGAGUGUAGCAAAGCCUGCACUGGCUCAGAGAAAAGUGCUGUAUCCGGUAGAGGUCUACCGAUCCCCGCACCUAAGGGAGAAAAAUGUGGUGAUCCCUGCACAACAGAGCAAUUCACCUGUGCUAGCGGCUGCUGCUUGGACCCAGGCCUCGAGUGUGACUCAAUACCACAAUGCAGUGACAGCUCAGAUGAGCAGAAGUGCGAGGACUUGGACAACAAGUUUCGGAUUCUGCUCCAGAUUCCAGUGGAUGAGCAAAAAGUGCGAUGCACGGAGCCUCCCCACACAGGAAGCUGCAGGGACGGUCUCACUAAAUGGUACUACAACCCCCUCCAAAAGGAAUGCUUCCGCUUCAACUAUGGCGGCUGCCAGGGGAAUGAGAACAGAUUUGAUACUGAGGAGUCCUGCCGGAAAGUUUGCAAUGGUGUUACAGAAAAGGACGUAUUUGCAAGAAAGGCGGAGUUUGAAAAGCAGACUUCUGACAACCAGACAGGUAUUAUUGCAGCAGCUGCCCUCCUGGGUCUGGCUAUCAUCAUCCUACUGGGCAUCCUGUUGUACUGCUUCAUAAAGGGAAAGAAGAAGUCUGCACAGCACCACCGCGUCCCCGUCAACACCGCCCCAGUCUCCUCAAUAGAGGACCGAGAGCGCCUGGUCUACAACACCACCACCAAGCCCAUCUGAUCCUCAGCCCUCACCUUUGACCCCCGUCCCGGUGGUGUAUGACGCUGGUUGCAGAUGCCCCAUCAUACACCGAACAGACUCAGACUGAUGACAGAGGAGAGGAUAUCCGUCGACUCAAUUUGAAUGCUGGAGGGGAUCGUUUUUAUUUCGUCCGUAUGAUGGAUGUUUGUUUUUUUUAAGGGUGAUAUACACAGAAGGUGAAAUGUGACGUCUACUGAUUUGUCUGUUAGCUUGUAUUUAAUGCAGUGACCUGUUGAAAACUGUGUGUACUCAGGUUAAAGGAAAAGGAUUUUUAUCAGUGUGGAGUUAGAUUAUCACUGGAUAUCAUACAGUUCAUACAGUCCAUAAUUAGGUUCUCAUUUUAAUGUCCUCUUGCUUCUAUGACAUGAUGUGAUAAAUACCUCUUUUUAAAAUAGUCAGUUUUCAUACCUGAACUAUCAGCAGGUUCGUGCUGGUCUGCUACUCUAAAGUAAGAGACCAGAUUAUUUACCGUUUUUCAGAAUUUAUGUCACAUGAUAAUCUCUCCAAUUAACUGAAAUCUUGCCGCAUCACCUUUACCCCCUAUUUUGCUAUUUCAUACGUCACUGUUACACUGGAUUAAACUGCAGUUCAUUCAUAAUAUUGUACAUAAUCUUAGAUUUUUGAGAAAGCUAUAUUAAGAUUAUUUUUGUCUGAUUUCUCAAGCGUUUUUAGAAAAAGCUGAACACGUAUGGAGACAUUUAUUCAGCUGCCUUCCUGUUGAUUUUUCAACAUUUUAUCAAAUGUUUGUACAUAGGACCUGAUAUGAUUCUCUGCAACAUUAGCAGCAUUGUGAUGUUUAUACUAAAUAAAAAUAAUAACUCAAAA